Aspergillus ibericus CBS 121593 is the source of this 554-nucleotide messenger RNA. RefSeq lists its product as uncharacterized. NCBI's taxonomy places the organism in Eukaryota, Fungi, Ascomycota, Eurotiomycetes, Eurotiales, Aspergillaceae. The coding region runs from base 62 to 484 and encodes 140 amino acids. The transcript has a single exon. The record is from RefSeq and is a predicted model, not a curated record.
CUCAGCCCGUAGUAGUCAGAAAAAAAAAGCCCCCAGCGGUGGAUCUGCGGAUGUAAGUAAAAUGGAAAAAGAGGGCAAAAAAACUGUCAACUUAUUACCAAAUUACAAACAGAGGAAAACGAAAACACAAAAUUUCCCAUUCGGCUUCGCUUCCUCUUCUUCCUUCUUUUCAACGAGCCUAUCUAUCUUUUGCAUUGAAUUCUCCUGGUCUCCUUUUUCCUCAAGGGCGAGGGAAACAUCAAAGACACUGAGCCCUGAUCUAAACGCAUUCCGCUCCUCCCUUUGUUCAGGACAGCUCCGUCGUUCUUGGAACCUUCAUACUACCACCACUACUACUACUUACCAACCAACCUUCAAUCCCUCGAAUCCCAACCUGCCUCCUCCUCGACUCCUCUCCUCGACUCCUCCCUCUCUUUCUUUGUCUCCUUCUCCCGACCAGCCCGCUAAACCCGUUCGUGAGCUCGACCAUCAGACUAUGUGCUAGCGUCCUCCCUUCGUCCAUCCCGUUCGUUCCUUUCGAAGGGUCACAUCAAAACCGUCUCUUGUCUGAACCU